Messenger RNA from Uloborus diversus, 368 nucleotides. RefSeq names its product mitochondrial sodium/calcium exchanger protein-like. Gene Ontology annotation, biological process: transmembrane transport; intracellular calcium ion homeostasis; monoatomic cation transport. The transcript has 3 exons. The annotation marks the transcript as partial. Gene Ontology annotation, cellular component: membrane. Gene Ontology annotation, molecular function: calcium:sodium antiporter activity. The record is from RefSeq and is a predicted model, not a curated record. NCBI's taxonomy places the organism in Eukaryota, Metazoa, Arthropoda, Arachnida, Araneae, Uloboridae.
AUGCUUUUUUUAUGAUUGGUGGCGUCUUUCCAGUUUUCCUGCUAUUAUUCUGCAUUAGUGUGUGCUGUGCAGCAUUAGUGUAUUGCACAUCCGAGCGUCAUAUCCCUCCGACAUACCACUGGCUAUUUGCAUAUCUGGGUUUUGCAGUUGCAGUCACGUGGAUCUAUUGCCUGGCGAAUGAAAUAGUCGCUCUGUUGCAGGUGUUUGGAGUGAUAUUCAAUCUAAGCGAUUCUAUUCUGGGUUUGACUAUACUGGCAUGGGGAAAUUCUCUCUCAGACUUUCUUUCAAACUUAGCUGUGGCACGGAAAGAAUAUCCGAGGAUGGCCAUUUCUGCCUGCUUCGGAGGACCCCUUUUAGGUACUGAUUGA